Molecule: messenger RNA, 2550 nt
Organism: Trifolium pratense (red clover)
Lineage: Eukaryota; Viridiplantae; Streptophyta; Magnoliopsida; Fabales; Fabaceae
Product: WEB family protein At1g12150
Exons: 3
Coding region: 342-2096 (584 amino acids)
Source: RefSeq, a predicted model, not a curated record
UUUUUCUUUUCUUUUUGUAUUUAACAAACACUGUAUGGUUGCCAUUAACUGUAAAAACCACCACAAAACUCUAUUAACAUCUCAAACUAAAAAUAGCAUAUAAUCUAUUAUAUUUCAAAUCAAAGCAAAUUUAACCAACCAUAUUUUAGGGUGUUUACCUUGUUUUUCAAGGGUCUCAAAAGGGUAUAUAUAAAAGUUUGACUUAAAAGGAACCAAAGUUUACAUAUUUGUUCUUUUUCUAACACCUUUACAAAAAAAUUCUUGAAUCAACCUCAUCAAAAGGAUUUUCUUGUAGCAUCAAACAUUAAUAUACCUUUUGCAAGUAAGGAAAAAAAUAUAUAAUGAGUAUCCGAACCCGAGAAAAUUCUCCAAAGGAACCGACUUCUCCAAAGGGAGAGAGGGUGAUCGACACAAGAGCGCCAUUUCAAUCUGUGAGAGCUGCUGUUAGUUUGUUUGGUGAGGUUCGUGCCAAGAAGGAAAGGCGUGAUAAUGCUAUAAAGAGAAAAUCUUCAGAGAAUGUAUUGGAAAAGGAGACACAGCUUCUCUUGACUCAAAGAGAAUUGACCAAGAUAAAGAAACAACUAGACAGCGCUGAGAAUACGAAAGCUAAAGCGCUUUCUGAGCUAGAUAAGGCCAAUGUGACACUUCAAGAAUUGACAAAGAAACUCAACACUGUGAGAGAAUCAAAGCAAUCUGCAAUAGAAGAAAGUGAGGUUGUGAAGAAUCAAGCAAAAGAACUCGAAAAGGCACUAUCGCAAAAAGCGAUAGGAUAUGAAGCUUGGAAACAAGAGCUAGAGCAUGCAAGAAAAGAGUACACUACAACUGUAAAAGAACUAGAUGCUUCCAAGACAGAACUGAACAAAAUCAGACAAGAUUUUGAUGCGGCUUUGGAGGCGAAAUUGGCUGCAUUUCAGAUGGCAGGAGAAGCGCAGCGUUCUGCGAAAUUAAAUUCCGAAAAGAUCAAUGAACUCUCUAAGGAAAUUGCAACCAUGAAAGAAUCAACUGAACAAUUUAAAUUAGCCACUGCACAAGCACAACAAGAACAGAUAAAAGUGACGGGAGAAAGAGACGAAAAGUUCAACUUUUACAAAACUUCAAAGGAAGAAAUAGAGAAGAAAAUGAUGGAACUGAAGAAUGAGUAUGAUCAUGAAGAAACACAAAGUCUCGAGAAGAAACUUCUCGAGACAAGUGCUGAGAUUCAGGCUCUUCAAGAGCAGAUAAAACAGUAUCAUGAUUCUGAGAUGGAUUCUAUUGAGGCAAUAAAUUUGGAGAUCAAAGAAGCCACAAAAAUCUUGCAGGAAAUUUCUGAAGAAGAAAUUUCACUGAGAAACCUUGUGGAUUCCCUUAAGGCUGAAUUAGAACAAGUGAAGAAAGAACAACAGGAACUUAUGGAGAAGGAAGAGGCAUCAGAAGCACUUGCAGCGAACCUAACCGGCGAACUAGAAAGUAGCAAAGAACAAGAAGAUUCUCUUGAGGAUAGAGUAUCUAAUGAAAAUCGUUGUCGUGACAUAGAAUUGAAAAUCAAGCAUUUAUCGUUUGAGACAGAAAAUGCAAGAAAAGAAGAAGAAGAGAUGAGAAUAAAAUCGGACGAACUGAAACUAGAAGCUGAGAAAUCAAAAGCUUUGUCUGACGAAAUAGAACGGAAACUAGAACUUCUAUUGAAACAGGCUGAAGAAGCAAAAGCAGCAGAAAAAAGAGCUGUUGAGGAAAUGAAGUUGUUGUCUGAUUCACAAGGUAGCGUCUCGGUUUCUCAAUCGAGUGGUAAGAUCGUAUUGACGGUUGAUGAAUUUGCUGCUCUAAGUGGAAAAAUUAAAGAAUCUGAAGAUUUGAUUGAUAGGACAGAAACAACUGCCAUGGCUCAGGUGGAAGCAAUCAAUACAAGAAGAAAUGAAGUUGACAAAAAAGUUGAAGCUAAUCUUAAAGCAAUUGAAGAAAUUAAAGCAGCAACAGAUAUGGCUUUGAGGAAUGCAGAAGUGGCAGAUUCAGCAAAACUAGCAAUUGAAAAUGAAUUAAAGAGGUGGCGUCAAGGCGAUUACAACGGUGUAUCUGAUUUCGAUUACUCAGAUAGUUCAAGACCAAUCUCGCUACACAGCUAGAAAAUUUAAGUGUUUUGAGCUCAGAAUAGAUAGAGUGAAGUCCCUCACAAAAUCAUUUUGGUUGUAGCAUUGGCUUUUUUGUCCUUCUCUUGUGAGUUGAGAGGUUACUUACAAUACAAGAAUCACUUAUGUGUUACCAAAUCUCUCAAUUCAAUAUGAAAGUUUGUCAAUGUUUCCAUCAUCAAGAAAACAUUGUUCAAAUGUGAAUGCUCAUGCUCAUUGUCAACAUCCUGGUUCCUUGAGUUUCAUGAGGCUUAACAGACAAGUUUUUGCAUAUUCCAAGGAAAAAAUAUAUCUGUAUAUGUUCUAUGUAUAGGUUUAAACAAUGACCAACAUAUUGAGAUGUAGAAGCUUCAAGUGCAUAAAAUAAAACAUAUAUAUUUGUUUCAAAAAUGCUUAUUCUAGCUUUUUGCUUAUUAUGCAUGGAUAACUUAAUUUUAAAAGUUCACAUGUA